AAGAACCUCACAAUUGAGCCUUAAACCAGAUUUACACUUUUCCUUUCUUUAGUUUAUUUUAUAAAUAAUAAAUUUCAUUAUACAUUUUGACUUUCCUCCUUAGUUCUCAUCAAAUUUGUCAAGCAUUGGGCAUCACCAUCGCCCACAACCACCAGCAUCAAUAACAUUUACUCUGGUGCGUUUGUUUGUUUGGAAGUAAAACAUUUUCUGGAAAAGCUUUUCAGCCUUUUUCAGUGUUUGUUUGGCUAAAAUAUUUUCCUAAUGUAAAAUCUUUUACAAAACACAGUAAAUGAGAUGAGUAUUUUAGGGAAAAUGUCUUACAGAUUUUUAAUCGGCGAUGUGUUGAUUGCAAAAAUGUAGGGAAGUCUUUCGGCUCUGUUUCAUGCUUGCUUUGCCUCGAAACGGUUACUAAUAAUGGGGAUCAGUCGUGGGCUAAGCUUCAAUGUGGGCAUCAAUUUCAUUUGAUGCAUUGGCCUGAGAGCUCUGGUUUUGGUGAUGCAACUGAUCCGCCUUUGAAGUCUGGGAGUGAGCAUAGGCAGUUUCUGAAUCGCCUCAAGAAGGUAUGGAAGGCCAUGGAAGGCGUAGUCGAUUCUGGUUUAGUUCAAGCUAUCGGUGUUAGCAAUUUCGGUGUUCAGCAGAUCAAAGAAUUGAUUAAAUUCGCAAAAAUCGUACCUGCUGUUAAUCAGGUGGAGUUGCAUCCUUUUUGGAGGCAAGAUGAGGUGAAGUUCUGCCAAAUGAAGUGUAUCCAUGUAUCGGCUCAUACACUUUUGGGAGUACCUACUUCAAGUCCUGGAGUGUCCGAUAGUGGAUCGGGUGGGGAAGGUGAACCCGGAACUCCUCGGGUUUCAUUUUGGAGGUCUAGAUCAGUACAUGGACCGAUGCUGAAAUUAUCAAUUGUUGGAGAGAUAGCAGAUAGGCACAAAAAGACACCUGAGUAGGUAAUUCUACCAUGUAGCCUAAAACCCGACAGGAUAAAGCAAAACAUUGACAUAUUUAACUGGUCUCUGUCAGAUGAUGAGUGGAACCACUUGAAUCGGAUUGAACCACAGGUAAUUUUAUAUGGAGAUGGUCCUUUGAACAAUCUCUCUGAUCGAGGCUUCAUGUUGGUAGUGGUCCUCUUCAAGCUGUUCGAGAAAUAGAAGAUGACGCUGUAUUCAAUGCCUAAUAUGUUGUGAGCAUGUUGUUCUAAGGAUAAUGUCCCGGUUUUACAUUCAAUCAUGUCAUUGCUCGGUUAUAAUAUUUGCUGUUGCGUCGCCAUCAUUAGCAUAACUUUGAGUUUGUUGACGAUGGAUAGAAAGUCAAAGAGAAGAACAUUGUAAUUGAUCUGUAGUUGCAGGUUUUACUUUUUAUAUGAACAAAUGGUGUUUCAUAUAUAUGUGUGCACACGUGUUUUGUUUGUAAAACAUCAUUUGUGCUCUUCUUCUUAGCUUCAUGAAUGCACAAAUCAAUUAAAACUCAGAGCCAUUUGUUUGCUUAAAA
Gossypium arboreum is the source of this 1479-nucleotide messenger RNA. RefSeq lists its product as uncharacterized. Gene Ontology annotation, molecular function: aldose reductase (NADPH) activity. The transcript has 4 exons. NCBI's taxonomy places the organism in Eukaryota, Viridiplantae, Streptophyta, Magnoliopsida, Malvales, Malvaceae. Gene Ontology annotation, cellular component: cytosol. The coding region runs from base 465 to 938 and encodes 157 amino acids. The record is from RefSeq and is a predicted model, not a curated record.